Caenorhabditis angaria is the source of this 1146-nucleotide messenger RNA. The record is from the annotation of a GenBank genome assembly. NCBI's taxonomy places the organism in Eukaryota, Metazoa, Nematoda, Chromadorea, Rhabditida, Rhabditidae.
AUGAUGUUCAAUAUAUUAUUUUUGUUUUCGGUUCUUUUUCUGGUUGAAAGUUUAGAAGUUGUCGAAUCGACUUUUCCGAUGUCUGGAGAUUAUAACGCGGAAAAAACGAGAUUGGGAGGAGUUGAACCUCCAACUUAUUCGAAAACUUAUCAUCGAGUGUAAGAAAUGUCCCAACAAAAAAAAAACACCAACAAUAUUUUUCAGUUUACCAGGUGGUCACGAACACGCUGAAGUAAAUGUUCUCAACCAACCUGGAGCAAACUCUUGGAGCUCAUCUUAUCAAAAGUAUUAGAAGUUGAAAUAUUCUAGAUUAAAAUAUCCAUUUUUCAGGCAACAAUCUUUCGGAAGUUCAUCCCCACAAGAUUCGGCGGUAUACCACCUUUAUUGGGUUUUAUGAAUAAAAAUUUAAACUUUCAGAGAAGUUCUCAGGCUUAUCAAAAUGCUCUUGCGAAUCAUAUGGCAAUGCAAAAAAUGCACCAAGAUAACAUGGUAAUUUGAUUUUUUGAACAAAUUUGGUUUUUUGGACUAUUCUAAUUCAAAUUAGAGUAUUUUUUCCUAUUUUCAUGAUAACAAACAAUUGUUUUUGUUACAGAUGAUGUCAAUGGGAAUGGGUCUCGGAGUUCCAACAGUUUAUGGUAAAAUAUCUCAAUUUGCUGAUCAUAAAAAAUUUUCAUUAUUUUUUAGGUUCAACUCAUAAGGUAAUAUCAACUGGAGUCGAUUCGGAUGAAAUUGGAAUUGAGGAUUAAUAAUUUUUGUGUUUUAUUGGAAAAUGUUCAUAAAAUUUUCAGUUUUCCCCAUAUGCUCCAGAAUUUGACAAUUGGAUGCAUCAACAUAUGAGAUUUAUGGAAAAUAUGAUGAAAUUUCAACAAAAACAGUUUGAGGUUCAUUUUUCUCUCUGUGUUUGAAAACCUAAUUUUGCAUGGAAUUUUGAGUUAAUAUUAAGUUUAUAGUAGAUUUAAACAUGAGAUUUUCAGAGACCAAAGUUUCGAAAAAGAAUAAUAAUCAAAACUAGAAAAAGGUCCGAUUUUUUGUUUUUUGAGAAUAUUGAAAAAUAAGGAAAUUUUACAGGCCAUACAAACAAUGAUUCUCGAAAUGCAAAAAAACAUGGCAACUCGUAUAAAAAGUAAUCGAAAUGUUUAUCAUUGA